GAGUGUGUGUGUGUGUGUGUGUUAAAUUAUACUUUUGCGGGAGAGGAGCGGAGAAAAUUGUGAGGGAGAGAGUAUAUAUGUGCGUAUAAAUAAAAUACGUAUGUGCGUGUGUGUUCGCCUAAGUAUCUAGUGGUGCUCACCCUCCCCGGUUGUCAACUGUAUUGCAUCUGUUUAAUUUUGCUCUCUUUCUCUCUCCCUUCCCCCAUAUAGUGUAUGGUAGGGCAUCCCUUGACUUUUUGUUAGUCUAUUUAAAUACUUUUUUUUUUUUAAACUGAAAUUGGAACCUUUUAGAAUUUAUGCAGGCCUUAGACCUUUAAAGUACUAUCCAAAAAAAAAAAUCCUUUGCCUCUUGACUAAUCCUUGUUUCCACACUCCAAAUUCGUUAAGUCUGUGGUCUAGAGCAAUGGGGAAAAUCUGGCACCUGUUUGAUUAAAAAGAAAAGCUGUGGUACCAAAAGAUUAGUAAUUUUAAUGCAUUUUCUGAACAAAAACAUAACUGGAAAGACUAGAUAAAUUGCCAUGGGGAAGAAAAGUGAUUUAAAUGGCAUUAAAUCUUCCCGUUUCCAAAGACUGCCCACUAGGAUUUUAAUUAGUGUGUACCUCAUUUAUUGCAAAGAGAUGUCAUUAUGUGAAAUUGAUCGUUUUAAAUCAGAUCGUUGUAGAACAAAAGGCUACUUUUUGAAAUCUUGUGAACUUUACAAAAGUAAAGCAUAUCUUUCUCCAUUUAUCUUUUCUAUAAAUUGGGUUGUUUUUUUCAUUAAUAGAAUUUGCUUUAAAUGAUUUGUACCUGUAAUAGCUUAAAGUAAUAAAUGACACAUCCUUUUGGGUCACAUAGGGUUUUUUGAGUCAAUGCAUUUGACUAGUAAAGAAAAUCCAUUUUAAAUGAAAAAUCCAACAAGUUGUUAUUAGUUUAGUUCAUUUUGCUGAACUGUGUAAUUAAUAAGAAUUUUCAGUGAUGUCCUAUUUUAUUUAAGUGGUUUAGAUUAUUUUAAGUAUUUAUACUCAGAUAACCUCUUGCAUUUUUUUUUUUUAUGGAAAGUUUUGAUAAACAGAAAAGUGGCAUAGGCAAGGUUAUAUAGUUUUGUUUUCAGGAUCAAAUCUCUUGACUAUUUCAAGAAUUUUGUGCUGAUUCUCCUAUCUUAGGAUCACAAAUUUAGAGAUGGAAGGGAAACCUUAAGGUCAGUCAUCUACUUCCACCUACCACAUUUUAGAGAUGAGGGUCACUGAGGCUUAGAAGUGAAAUGAUUUCAUUAAGACCAUAUGGGUGAAGAAUGUGCAGUCUUUUUAACUGAUGAAGAACAAGGCUUUGUCUUCCUGUAAUUCUGAAGUGAAAGUUGAGUCACCAUACAAGAAAAAUAAAUCCACUUAAAAUAUAGGCAUUAGUAAUAGAAUGCUGAAACAAACCUCUGGAUUAGCUUCAUUGGCUUUCCUGCUUCUUUUGCAUCCCAAAGCAUAAGUUUAAAUCAUCUCAGAAGGACAAGAUCCGCCAGUUUAUGACAUUUACCCAGGCUGGUGAAAAGACUGCUAUAUACUGUUUAAUGCAGAAUGAGUGGAAACUAGAAGUGGCAACUGACAACUACUUCCAGAACCCAGACUUGUACUACAAAGAAUCCAUGAAAAAUUCAGUAGACAAAAAGAAGUUAGAACAAUUGUAUAACAGGUAUAAAGACCCACAAGAUGAGAAUAAAAUUGGCAUUGAUGGAAUUCAGCAAUUUUGUGAUGAUUUGGGGCUAGAUCCUGCCCAUAUCAGUGUUCUUGUCAUAGCUUGGAAAUUCAGGGCAGCCACUCAAUGUGAAUUCAGUAAAAAGGAAUUUAUGGAUGGCAUGACAGAGCUGGGGUGUGAUACUACAGAAAAAUUAAAAGCUCUUUUACCACGAAUAGAACAAGAGCUAAAGGAUGCAAUAAAAUUCAAAGACUUUUAUCAGUUUACCUUUAACUUUGCUAAGAACCCUGGACAAAAAGGUUUAGAUUUAGAAAUGGCUGUUGCUUACUGGAAUUUAGUCUUAUCUGGAAGGUUUAAAUUUUUAGAUCUUUGGAAUAAGUUUUUGUUGGAACAUCACAAAAGAUCAAUCCCAAAGGACACUUGGAACCUUCUACUAGAUUUUGGAAAUAUGAUUGCAGAUGAUAUGUCUAACUAUGAUGAAGAAGGAGCCUGGCCUGUUCUUAUAGAUGAUUUUGUAGAAUAUGCACGACCAGUUGUCACAAAAGGAAAGCGUAGUACCUUCUAAUCCUAAUUAUAAAACCGAACUGAAAUUACAAUCUGAAUUACAUCAGGUAAUGAAGACAUUUUGGCCAAUAACUAUGUCUAUGGUUACUGAUUUCAGUAGUCAUGGUGUGCCACUGAUCCAACUGCAUUCACCACUUCUACUCUUCUUCAAGAAAAUGAUGCUGAUUCAUGGACGCUGUAAGAAGUUGCUCAGAAAAUAGCCCAGGAUGCUUUGGACUCUAUUGGGAAUUGAUAAUUGUAUUGGUUCUAUCAUUUGGUGAGAGAUAACUGCAUGAUUUACACUUAGGAAAAUUUAACUAGAGCCCAUUUUAAUUAAAACUGCACAGCAUGUCAUUCAGCUCAUGAUCUAAGGUGAACUAACACCAGCAGUUACUACUGUAAUUAGAGAUUAUAGUACUUACAUAUUUAAAAGCAGUAUUUGUGGUAUGAAUUAAGUCCCUAUAUAAAUUUAAGUAGUAGGUUAUAUUUUUAUACAAGUCAAAAUUGUUAAAAGUAUUUACCCUGAUGAUCAUGAUCUUGUAAUGACCUCUUACUGACACUUUUAUACUUGGUGCCAGUAUACUAGAUUAUAUUUUUUUAUGUCAAUUUGCCAGCUCUAAUUUUUUUUUGUUUUAAUUUUCUUAAAUGUUCACCUGAAAUCAUUUAAUAAUUAUAAUAUCUCCACUUCAAUUUGCAUAGUGAUGGCCACACUUCAGGCUAUGAUUUAAGGAAAAAAUUUUUUUAGAUUGUUUACAAAUCAGCAGGCAUCCUUUAUUUUUUGAAAAGUAUUUUUUAUUUCUUGAACUUCUUGAAAAGUACUUAAAGUCUGUUUUGUUCACAAAUUGAUUUUUUUUACAUUACAUUUAAAAUAAUAUUUUUCCAUUAAAAAAAUACUUCUUUAUUAGUUGUGAAUUUUGGAUUCCUAGAUCAAGUAAGCCGAUUUUGUUCAACCAUCCAUAAUAUAUAUGAUAUAUCUCAACUAAAGUCAUUUUUAUAAAUUGUACAUAUUUGAAAACUAAAAUAUUAUGAUAAUCUGGAACAUAAUAGUGUUUGUUUUUUUCUGGGGGGAGGGAAUCCCUCUGAUUUGAGUGGACAGACUUAACUUUGCACUAUGUUAUCCUUUGUUUUUCACUUUAUCCCAGUCACCACUAUAGCACCAAGAUAAAUUAUUUUUCCAAGGCAUAAAUAAUGCCUGAGAAUUUCUUUUGCUCCCCUAUUGGGAAAGAACUGGCUUAUAAUUGAGAUUCCUACCUCAGCUUUGAUCAGAGGACACACAUUCAUACAUGAUUUUCACAGUACAGUUCUUACUUUACUUGGCUAGCUACAAUUUGAACUUACAUAUUUGAGGGAUUAAUUUUUUUAAAUGAUCCUUUUAAAAAAAGGAUUUAACACAAGUUUUCUUUAGUUAACUAUAAAUAUAUAAAAUACAAAUUGUAUAAAAUACAAAAUACUUAUAAAAAAUUAUAUCAUUCCUGAGAAACUUUUUAUCAAUCUGAUGUUCGACUUGAUGUUGCUAAAGUGUGAACUGGUACUGCUUUGGAUUAGAAUUCUUCUAAGAAAAGCAACUUGGUUCUACUGGGAAAAAACAGUUAUUGGAACAGGAACCCCAGUACCAUAGUUGUAGUCCCUGCCUUUGCUAUUUAAGAGUUUUGUGAUUUUUAGACAAAUUACUUAACCCCUCUGUGCUUCAGGCCUCUCCUUCCCAAGAUGAGGUUUCCGAGAAGGUGACUAGUAGUAAGAUGACUUUCAGCUCUGGCAUUUUAGUCUCUUGUUUUUUCUGCUAUGCAACUCACACAAUUCACAACCACCACCCUUAAAAGAAAUAUUCUUCAAAUGUAGCAUUUUCCCCUACAAUAAUUAUCAGAAUAUCAAUGAAAUUAGAAGACUAUUAAAAGAAUUAUAUCCAUUAUUUGCACUCUUCCACUGUUUGAGUUUAAAUCAUGCAUGCUAUUAAAGUGGUGGCUUGGGGGAGGGGAAAAAGGGAAAAGCUUGUAUUUAUUUGUUUCAUUUGUACAGAUUUCCUGUGCUAAGUUGUUAAGAAACAUCUAAAUAAAUCAUUGUGUGUAUUUGU
Messenger RNA from Sarcophilus harrisii (Tasmanian devil), 4276 nucleotides. RefSeq names its product defective in cullin neddylation 1 domain containing 2 (gene DCUN1D2). NCBI's taxonomy places the organism in Eukaryota, Metazoa, Chordata, Mammalia, Dasyuromorphia, Dasyuridae. The transcript has 7 exons. Gene Ontology annotation, biological process: protein neddylation; positive regulation of ubiquitin-protein transferase activity. Gene Ontology annotation, molecular function: ubiquitin-like protein binding; ubiquitin conjugating enzyme binding; cullin family protein binding. The coding region runs from base 1493 to 2227 and encodes 244 amino acids. Gene Ontology annotation, cellular component: ubiquitin ligase complex. The record is from RefSeq and is a predicted model, not a curated record.